Messenger RNA from Durusdinium trenchii, 1284 nucleotides. Lineage: Eukaryota; Dinophyceae; Suessiales; Symbiodiniaceae. The record is from the annotation of a GenBank genome assembly.
UGGCUCAAGCGUCCGUGAAGUGGGACACAUGACUUUGGUGGCCAUUUUGCCAUGGUGACGCCUAUAGGCGGUUUUCUACGGAGAUUGGCCAUCGCAUGGUUGCUUUGGGAUGUAUUUCCAGUUUCGCAAGGCGGCGAGCACGCAUUGAUAAGGUCUGCAUUUGCCAAGAAAAUCGCAGGACCCGUGCGGUUGGCUGGGCCCAAAAAGGAGAACAAAUGGCGGUAUUUGAGCAAAUUUGGAUAUGACAUCGGUACUGGUUCUUUCGACUUUCGCUUCCAACUGGCUGCGCCAAAGAGCAUCCCCGAAGCUGCGGUGAUCCAGCUAGAAGUCUAUUUGGACGAGCAUUGGGCUGAAGCUGAGCUGGAGCCUGUCCUUUGUGAUCGUCGAAAGCACGCAAAACAGGUUCGUAACAUCUCAAUUGGCCCGGGCUCCAACUGGACAGACUGGUCCAGUGGUACCUUGAGCCAGAGCGUCCGGCCUCACAUAUGGUAUUUCGUGCUCUCCGAUUGCCGGCAUACCCUUGCAAACUUCACGCAUCGGCUGAAGUUCGAAUUCCAUGCAAAGCAGGCGGAUGGAUCCGAAUUUAGCAUUGAGAUGAAGGGCAUGCUUCUUGCCAAUGUUCUUUUCUUGGCAUCCUUCGUAGUGAUGAUGCAUUGGUUCAUCAAGAGGACCUUGGCCUUUGCAAAAAGCGCAGGCUAUGUCCAUCCGGUCAUUUGGACUCUAGCGUGUGGAAUGAUCACGCAGCUUGUUGCACAGGCCUGUGAAGUCCUCUCCGAGAUCCUUUUCAUGCUAGCGCAGGUGAUUCAGACAUCCCUGCUGAUCUUGAUAGCGCUUGGUUACACUCUUCUCCAGUCCAAGAUUGGAGAACUAGAUUUAAUGAUCCCAAUGUGCUUCAUGAUUGGGGUCAUACACAUCAUGCUGGUUGGCUUUGGCAAGAUCAAGGACGAUGCAUCCUACAAGUAUCACGAAAAUGAAGGGGUGAUUGGCUGGAUCCUGCUGGUGAUGAGGUUGGGUCUCUAUGGCUGGUUCCUCUGGGCUGUCCAAUCAUCUGCUAGAGAGGGUGGCAUGAAGAUUGCAAACUUUUUGCAGCAGUUCAGAAUUGCAGGGUCGCUGUAUUUUCUUGCAUUUCCUGGCAUCUUUCUGGUUACUCAGCUCUUUGCUCCGUACCUGCAGCACUUUGUGAUGACCAUAGGUCAGAUGAUCAUGCAGACCGGCUUCAACCUGUGGCUUUCGUCUCUUUUUCUAACACGAGGGCAGUACUUCAAGGCUCUGGGCAGUUCAUGA